Messenger RNA from Ceutorhynchus assimilis (cabbage seed weevil), 3974 nucleotides. The record is from the annotation of a GenBank genome assembly. Lineage: Eukaryota; Metazoa; Arthropoda; Insecta; Coleoptera; Curculionidae.
UAAACGCGCCUCGGUGAAUAAUAGCCAAACUGUUGAACUUAUAGAAAAAUGUUCAGUAUAAAAGUUUUACCUACAUUCCAUCUCUGCUAUAACCUAAAAUUAUUUUCAAGAAGGUAUGCAUGAUAUCCCAGAAAAGUGUAAUACGAAAAGCUACAGCCUCUAUGGGUCCUGUAGAUAUUCAACUUUAAAUUCUUAUUUGGGUUGAAUACAGCGUAUAUAGAAAAAAACAUACUUUUUUAGAUGGUCAUAUAUUUUCGCCACUGGUUCUUAAUUUCCUUCACAAAUUCACAUGUUAGUCUAGUUUCUCCUAAACUAUCUUUAUUUUUUGAUUUAAGUAUACAUGGUGUCCAAAUUAUUUGCUUAAACGUGUCUUGAAUUCUAUUUCAAUUGAGUAUCUUGAACCGCGAGGGGAAUCUGGUGUACAAAUUAGGGCAAAUCAAGAGGAAAUCCAAGAAAAUCUAAGGCAUUCGGGGGAAAUCAUAAUGAAAUGAGAGGGAAUCGAGGAAAAUCUUGAGGAAAUCAGUUUGAAGUUAUAUGCUCUUGGGCAAUCUUACUGGUAAUCAGAAGAAAUCAAAGGGUUAUGGAAAAUCAUCCAUGAUUUUCUCUAAAACCGCAAUCUGGUGUAUAAAUGAAAGGAAAUCAAGAGGAAAUCCGAAGAAAUCAGGGAGGAAUUAUAGGGAAAUCACAGGAAAUCAAAGGAAAUCUCAAGAAACUCAAGGUAAGUUUUAAAGAAAUCAUGGGAAAUCUUAAGGAAGCCAGUCCAUCAUUCAUAAUUUCCCCUAAAACUACGAUCUAGGUGUACAAGAACUGACCUACGGUUUACCCCUCGGUUCAAAGUUUUCUAUGGUUACUCUCAUUCUCUCUCCCUUGGAUUUAUCUGUUCCCAAUUUUUGAUUCCUCUCCCUCUGUUUCACCGAGUCAUUUACUGGUUAGUGAUGCCGAGAUUCCUGUCUCUCGUCUCCAAUUUUCUCUCGAAAAGACACUUCAAGACAAAAUAACAGAAUGCUGUUUCUCGAGUUCUCUCGCUCUCUCAAGCAAUAUAAAUUUAUUCUUAUUGUUAUAUUGCUUAUGAAUGCUUAAAAUAACUAAAUACAGACUGUUUUGUUUUAUGUAUUUUUAUAAGUUGAUCUUUGAAUAUACAGAGUGUUAGGUUCCUAACAUCAAUGUGAUGAUAAUAAGUUACCUACGUAGUCCAAUAUUUUCCAGAGCCUUGGGUAUCAUGGGUAAUAUUACAUCGAGCGAGAAUACAUUUCUGAAUAUUUUCUUGACCUCGUAGUCCGAAAUUAUUCUCUUUUGGGAGAGAAAUCAAGACGAGACGAGGGAAGAACUCUCUAAUCUCGCAUCGAGGGUCUCUCGUCGAGAAAUUAUGUUCUCUCGAACUUUCGAGACAAGACGAGAGAGAGCGUAUUCUCGUCUCGAUUGAUAAUUUCUGAUCUUUCUGAGUCAUGCGCGAGAAAUUUCCCAAUCAGUAUAAUUAUGUAUGUAAUACUAACAUGCUUUUAAAUAUAUGUAUUAAUGCACUUUCUCUAUCCAUGAAGGCAAUUGGUAGAGGCAUUCAAAUUUUUCUCGCUCAGAAAUGGUUAAACUUCUUCUCAGAUGGGUUAGAUGGGUAUGGUUUUUUUGUGCAAAAUUCUGAGAUAUUUCAUUUUGUGCAAAUCUGAGUCUCAUUCUACCUACAAACUUUACCAGAAUAUCUACUGACCGUUUCAGGCAGGUACUCAUUCAAUCAACAAGUGCUAAAAUUGAAUUUUUAGAAAAUGUAGGGCUUACCGGAAUGAAGUCUCACUCCAGGACAGGAAAUCUUCUGUUAUCCAUAUUAAUGGUAAUAAAUCUAAAAAUAUACAAAUAAUAAUUAAAAAUUAGCUUCAUUAAUCAAUGCAGGAAAGGUAAUCUGACGUCGUUACCUUUGUCAAAAAUUUAUUGUCAUUGAAAAUCAGCUGUCACUACCUAAUCUUUAAUAAUUGAAUCAUAAAUUAAUCGUAUUUGAAAGUAUGCAAUUAAGUUUACAAUACCAAGUAAUUUCAAAUUUUGAUGAUACAAAAGCCUCUUGACUUGUAGAUACUAACCGCUCAAUUAUUAAAAUCAAGAGCCUCUUGGAACCACCUGUAUUAUGUAAUUUCAUUUUGAAAGAUUACCAUAAAUUAAAAUCCUUGAUGAUUACAGUCCAUUUGAAGUUGCAUAAACAUUGUCAUUACAUUACCAUCAUAGACUAUUUGUUAAUUAUACAACAUCCGACAUAAAAUAAUGGUUACCUAAAUACCGGUGCCUGACUUGUAACUUGAAUGCAUUUAUAUAGCAAAAUUGCCAUUUUAUUUCGUAUACUUAUAGUGAGUAGACAACUUCACAUCAACGCAGUGCAAAAAUAACAAAAUAGAAAGUAAAUGCAAUAAGUAUAUUGUGCGAAGGUUACCUAUUCGAUAUAAGCCUUGUUGAGAUAAUAUGGUUGUUGAAGUGGCUUCCGCAAACUAAGUCUACCAACGUUUGUGUGUUGAUGUUUUUGAGAAUAAUCGGAUUCAUCUACAUUUUAUUCGACGAUGGCGGACUUGGAUAGACAUCCCUAUGGUACCAACCAAUCGAUUUCCGGUGUUUAUUCGGCAUCCACGUCUACACUUGUCCGGAAUGACGAAAUUUCCAUGUCAGAAAAACCCUCAAUCAACAAACAGAACGACCUAGAGUACAACCCUUACGAGCACCGCAAUGUAGAGCAUCCCAACGGAUUCACUGGUGCGUUCUUACACAUCUGCAAAACCUCUUUGGGAACGGGGAUUUUGGCUAUUCCAAGAGCUUUUAAAAGUGCUGGCCUUUUAGUAGGCUUUUUCGGUACUAUUUUAGUAGGGAUAAUGUGCACUCAUGCCAUACACAUAUUGGUGAAGGCUUCAGGAAAAAUCUGCAAAAGAACAAAGACUCCCAGUUUAGGCUUCGCCGAUACCGCUGAAGGAGUUUUCAAGUCAGGUCCUCCUAAGCUCAGGAAAUAUGCGAAAUUUGCCAAAUAUUUCGUUGAAGCAGGCCUGUUUUCGAUCCACUUUCUAGCCGAUUCAGUGUAUAUUGUUUUUAUUACAAUAAGUUUGACUAAGCUAAUCUCAGCUUAUUAUCCUGAAAUCGAAACAUGGAGCGACUGGAGCCUCAAACUAAUCCUUCUCAUCCCGUUGCUUAUUUGCGGCCAAGUGCGUGAUCUAAAGCAUCUGGUACCGUUUUCAUUAAUAGCCAACGUGAUGCUAUUAGUUACCUUUGGUACCACUGGGUACUACAUGUUUUCCGGAAUAGAAAACAUCAACAUCAAAGACAGGCAUUUGGCUACUAGUUUAUCAGGUAUUCCAUCUUUCUUCAGCACGGUACUGUUUUCAAUGGAAGGCAUCGGUACUAUUAUGCCUGUAGAAAAUUCCAUGGUCACUGCCAAUUUUCUGGGUUGUCCAGGGGUCCUUAACUUUGCCAUGGGCGUUGUUAUCACUCUUUACACAACAAUUGGGUUUUUUGGCUAUUACAAGUUCGGAGAAGAUACUGCGGCCACUAUAACUUCCAAUUUACCCACGGGAGAGAUUCUUGCAGAAGUAGCCCAAGGAGCAAUAGCCAUUGCAGUAUUUUUUUCUUUUAUGCUGGUCUUUUACGUGCCAGUCGAUAUUCUGUGGUCGAAAAUGAAGGAUCGAGUGCCCAAUAAGUGGAAGAAUGUUGCCCAAAUUGGGCUAAGAAGUAUUCUUAUUAUUUGGGCGACAGGUAUCGCUAUAGCAGGUGGUGAAAAUCUAGGCCUACUAAUCGACCUAGUGGGUGCCAUUUUCCUAUCAAUUUUAGGAUUGUUUGUGCCAGCCUUUCUAGACACAGUCGCCGAUUGGGAAGAUGGUUGGGGCAGAUUCCACUGGAGACUAAUCAAGAACUGUAUAUUUAUGUUUUUGGCCGUUUUCGGCAUGAUUUCCGGAGUCUUUUACGCAAUCAAGGAUAUAAUCCAUUAAAAACAAAAAAACCUGUGAUAACAUUAGUAA